Messenger RNA from Funneliformis caledonium, 516 nucleotides. NCBI's taxonomy places the organism in Eukaryota, Fungi, Glomeromycota, Glomeromycetes, Glomerales, Glomeraceae. The record is from the annotation of a GenBank genome assembly.
AUGCUCCCUAGGGCACUAUCAGUAGCAAUAUAUGAAUUACUAUCAGGAACUACCACACCUAUAUCUCAACCACCAUCUAACAUAACAUCUUAUGAAACAUUUUUCUUUGAUAAUGCAAAUGAACUAGAGAGAGAAGGAACCCCAAGUAGAAUACCUCGAAAAGUUACAUUUAAUACAAGUAAUGAUAUGAGGUCUCUAUCUCCUGUUAGCAACCCAUCUACAACCUUCAGUUUUACAACCGCAAAUUGGCAACCAGUAAAUAACUGUUGGUUUGAAAGUAACUCAAGUAAUAGAGGAAAUAAUACAAUAGAACAUCAAAAUGUAACUACCAAAGGAAUCUCACAGUCAACAACGUCAGUACCUAGCAGUCAAUCGUCAAAUAAUAUAAACACCUCUCAGCUAAUACUUACAUCUCAACCAGUUAUAGUACCAGUAGGAGGAAAUAAUGACAAUGCUUACUUUCAAGUCAUACAGGGACUAGCAGGAUGGCUUCAAGGACAACAAACGAGAGAAUAA